Messenger RNA from Diospyros lotus (date-plum), 1068 nucleotides. RefSeq lists its product as uncharacterized. The record is from RefSeq and is a predicted model, not a curated record. The transcript has a single exon. The coding region runs from base 1 to 873 and encodes 290 amino acids. Gene Ontology annotation, biological process: root development; shoot system development. NCBI's taxonomy places the organism in Eukaryota, Viridiplantae, Streptophyta, Magnoliopsida, Ericales, Ebenaceae.
AUGGCUUCCUCUCCUUUGAGAUCAAAGUCCCACUACCAUGUCCGCUCUAUCAGUUUGACGUCCAGAUCUCAUCCACUCAUCCCUCAGUUCAAUGAACAUUUAUGCAGAUUAAGGUCUUCUGAAGGUACAUCAAUAAGCAACAGGGUAAGUGGCCUCGAAGAUCUGUAUGAUUGUGUUGAAGACUUGCUUCUAUUGCCACAUACUCAACAAGCCUUGGCCCAAGAAAGCCAUAAGAAAGUGGUGGAUGCAGCCUUGGAUGGAUAUCUCAAGCUCCUGGAUGCUUGUGGGGCCGUUAAAGAUAUCUUCUCACAGACAAAGGAAGACGUCCAGCAACUUCUUUCAUCCCUGCGUAGAAAGAGGGAUGCAGGAAAUUUUGGAGGAUUCCUGGCCUCCAGAAAGAAGGUCCAGAAGCUCAUCAAGAAGUUACUGAAGGAUUUGAAGGGCACUGGAGAGCAAGGCAUGCUUCCAGACUUCAUGGACAAAGACCAAGAAUAUGUUGCCAUUGCUAGCAUGCUAAAAGCUGCUGAAGCAGUCGCUCUAUCACUGUUGGGCUCCUUCCUGUUGCAUGCCGCUGGAACAAAGCUGCAAUCGAGGCCAAAUAGAUGGUCUUUGAUGUGCAAACUGAUCCACCACAAGAGUAAUGUGGCAUCUCAAGCCAACCAAAUGACCUUCACUGAGUUUCAGGAGAUUGAUGCUGCAGUGCAAUCCUUUAUGCUUUCAGGCAAAUAUGAUGACAAAAAGACCAUAGAGACAGUGCAAAACCAGAUGGGAAAGUUGGAGUUGAGCAUUCAAGGUCUUGAAGAAGAUGUAGAGCGCUUGAUCAGGCGAUUAAUAAAAACCAGAGUUUCCCUACUCAACAUUAUGAACCACUAGACAAGAGAGUCAUGAUGACGCAGCUCGGGCAUUCAAAGCCUAGGAAGAAGCCAAGCCUUUGUCAGAUAUGCUCAUACUAGAUCAAAGCUAAAGACAAAUGUAUAUAGUCUGUAAUUAUCCCUGCAAUUACAAAUCAAACUAUAUUAUUUGAGACAGAGAGUAAAUUCUCAAUAGAGAGAAAAAGGAAAAGUUAUA